AUGGCUACAACAGCUGUGAUGCUUCGAGAGGCUCGGUUGUUUCCCGAAGAGGAUGAAGCUCUAUGUUUGGAAAACCUUGGAAAAGAGUUCAAAUGGAUUCAGUCAAGUCGUGCCAGGAAAACAUUCAAUAAUGUGUUGUGGUCUCUUCGUGAAUGUUGCAUUCGUUUACACUUAGGUCACAAGUGUGAUCCUCGUUUGGCUGUUCCAGUUACACAACCUCUUGCUGAAAGGCACUUCCUUUCGUCGAAGCAUGGUGGCGAUGCAUUAAAGGCUACCGUAACACUUCUCGGAGACAACGUUAUUCAGGCGGAAGUUGCCGUAAAACAUGCAAAAUCUGCUGGAGGAAUCUUUCGAGCUGUUGCUCAGCCUGAUGUGCAGUGGAAACUACAACAACUGCAGGAUCUUGGAAAUCACAUUGCUCGAGCGUCGGUAUCGUUAUGUGAGGCCGAUGUGCGCAUGUCGGAGAUAGCUCGUUCAGGAGAAUUCACUUCAGAAACAGGAGAACUCAUUUUAUCAGCAGCUCGGACCGCAAAAUCGGAAAUAUCCGCUGCUCGAACUGCAAUUCUGCUACCAAGAAAAAAGUCAUUGCUAGAGCUCUGUCAUUUUCCUCCUACUCGACGCUUCAAUCCGCCACUUCCACAGGAUCAACUCCUUUCAUUCUAUAUAUCCAGCUGCAGACUUGUGUGUGCCUCUUAUCAUAUGGUACCAAAACAGAGUGCUCCACAAGGACUUUCUAUCACUAUGGCUGAGUGUCAACUACCGUAUUUGGAAGAAGUGCUACAGCAAUUAAAUUUAGCUAUAAUUCAUAUUGAGAAAUUGAUAGGGAACCUGGAAAUGUGCCAACCUCGGUAA
Necator americanus (New World hookworm) is the source of this 852-nucleotide messenger RNA. RefSeq lists its product as uncharacterized. Lineage: Eukaryota; Metazoa; Nematoda; Chromadorea; Rhabditida; Ancylostomatidae. The coding region runs from base 1 to 852 and encodes 283 amino acids. The record is from RefSeq and is a predicted model, not a curated record. Gene Ontology annotation, cellular component: RAVE complex. The transcript has 7 exons.